CCCUUCAAUCUAAUAAUUCAGAAGCUAGUUCUUGGAUUCUUUAGUUCUAGCUCUUUUGCCCCUUUUGAACUUUUCCCUUUGGUCUUUUCUCUUCUAUCUUCGAUGCACCCCCCCGCCACCCCGACGACACCCUACCCCUUAGCAAAAACAUUCACAUUACUCGCCUAACUCUUUAAGUCAAAACUAAAAUUUCUUCUCUACAUAUACCCAUUACCUCUCUUUACUUCCUCAUCCCAAAAACCUCUACUUAUAUAUAUACACUACAACAAAUUUUAGUAUUAGUGACGAAUACUUUCGUCCCUUUUAAACUCAUAUUUGGCACAAAAAAAAAAUAGUGAAAAAUGGGAAGCAAUUUUUUCAUCAAUGACAAUCAAGAUGUACUUAUCGAGAUAUUGAAGAGGCUGGACGGUCGAUCGUUGGGAGUAUGUGCGUGUGUAUGCAAGCUCUGGUGCGGCAUUACUCGGAACGAUUCACUAUGGGAGCACCUCUGCUUCCGCCACGUGUCUCCACCACCGGAAGGUGUGAGGACGGUGGUGGUGGCGCUCGGAGGAUACCGGCGGUUGUACAUGGUGUGCGUGAGGCCAGUUUUGAAUCGAUUAAGGAAAUGGAGGCCGAUAGGUAUGGAAACGGAUGCGGAGAUCGUAAGGAGAGUUUAUUGGACUCGUCAUGAAGUCGAGUUAUCCUUGUCGUUGUUUUGUGUCGAUUAUUAUGAGAGAGUUUUGUUGGGUGGUGGUGGUGGCGCCGCUGGUGGCGGAGGAAGACACGGCGGCGGCGGCGACACUGGUUGCACGUCGUCGCUUAUGUUCCUUUGCAAGGCUGUGAAUGUUUAAAUUUGGAGAUGUACUCUCAUUAUUCUUUUAUCUUAAAUUAAAAUUACG
Molecule: messenger RNA, 878 nt
Organism: Capsicum annuum
Lineage: Eukaryota; Viridiplantae; Streptophyta; Magnoliopsida; Solanales; Solanaceae
Product: F-box protein SNE
Exons: 1
Coding region: 342-830 (162 amino acids)
Biological process (GO): regulation of gibberellic acid mediated signaling pathway; gibberellic acid mediated signaling pathway
Cellular component (GO): SCF ubiquitin ligase complex
Molecular function (GO): protein binding
Source: RefSeq, a predicted model, not a curated record